UGUGUUUGUGUCCUGUCGGAAGCAUGAAGUAGCGACCAACAGACAACGGACCGGAGUUUUUAUUUUUUUUGAAUAAUUCUAACUUCGAGCGGGUUUCUUCCCCUGAUUCAAGAUGUCUCGGGGCUCCAUUGAGAUCCCUCUACGGGACACAGAUGAGGUCAUCGAGCUCGACUUCGACCAGCUGCCAGAAGGAGAUGAAGUCAUCAGCAUCCUAAAGCAGGAACACACACAGCUGCACAUCUGGAUUGCUUUGGCGCUGGAGUACUACAAACAGGGCAAAACGGAGGAUUUCGUCAAGCUUUUAGAGGCGGCGCGUAUCGAUGGAAACCUGGACUACAGAGACCAUGAGAAGGACCAGAUGACCUGUCUGGACACGUUGGCAGCUUACUAUGUCCAACAAGCACGGAAAGAGAAAAACAAAGAUGCCAAGAAAGAGCUCAUCACGCAGGCCACCCUGCUCUACACGAUGGCCGACAAGAUCAUCAUGUACGAUCAGAACCAUUUGCUGGGAAGAGCCUGUUUCUGCCUGCUGGAAGGAGACAAGAUGGACCAAGCCGACGCUCAGUUCCACUUUGUCCUCAACCAGUCCACCAACAACAUCCCCGCUUUGCUCGGUAAGGCCUGCAUCUCUUUCAACAAAAAGGAUUACAGAGGAGCGUUGGCGUACUACAAAAAGGCUCUGCGUACAAACCCGGGCUGCCCAGCUGAGGUCAGGCUGGGGAUGGGCCACUGCUUUGUCAAACUCAACAAACUGGAGAAGGCUCGUUUGGCUUUCGGUCGAGCGCUUGAGCUCAAUUCAAAGUGUGUGGGAGCGCUUGUUGGACUGGCGGUUUUGGAGCUCAACAAUAAGGAGGCAGACUCCAUCAAGAACGGAGUGCAGCUCCUGUCGCGGGCCUACACCAUCGACCCCAGCAACCCCAUGGUGCUCAACCACCUCGCCAACCACUUCUUCUUCAAAAAGGACUACAGUAAAGUGCAGCAUCUCGCCCUGCACGCUUUCCACAACACAGAAGUGGAGGCCAUGCAGGCUGAGAGCUGCUACCAGCUGGCUCGCUCAUUUCAUGUGCAGGAGGACUACGACCAAGCGUUUCAGUAUUACUACCAGGCCACUCAGUUUGCCUCGUCCACCUUUGUGCUGCCCUUCUUUGGCCUGGGACAGAUGUAUGUGUACAGAAGAGACAAGGAGAACGCAGCGCAGUGCUUUGAAAAGGUUCUGAAAGCCUACCCCAACAACUAUGAGACUAUGAAGAUCCUGGGUUCCCUCUAUGCAACGUCUGACGAUCAGGAAAAGAGAGAUAUUGCCAAAGGCCACUUGAAAAAGGUAACGGAGCAGUACCCAGAUGAUGUGGAGGCAUGGAUCGAGCUGGCUCAGAUCCUGGAGCAGACCGACAUCCAGGGAGCUCUGUCUGCUUAUGGCACAGCCACCCGCAUCCUGCAGGAGAAGGUGCAGGCCGACGUUCCCCCCGAGAUCCUCAACAACCUGGGGGCUCUGCACUUCAGACUGGGCAACCUGGGGGAAGCUAAGAAAUAUUUUCUAGCAUCUCUGGACCGAGCCAAAGCUGAAGGAGAGCAUGACGAGCAUUACUACAAUGCCAUUUCUGUCACCACCUCCUACAAUCUGGCCCGCCUGUACGAAGCUAUGUGUGAAUUCCACGAAGCUGAGAAACUCUACAAAAACAUCCUCAGGGAGCAUCCUAACUAUGUGGACUGUUAUUUGCGUCUUGGAGCGAUGGCUCGCGACAAAGGAAACUUCUAUGAAGCCUCUGACUGGUUCAAAGAAGCUCUGCAGAUUAAUCAGGACCACCCGGACGCCUGGUCCCUGAUAGGAAACCUUCACUUGGCCAAGCAGGAGUGGGGACCGGGUCAAAAGAAGUUUGAGCGCAUCCUGAAGCAGCCGUCCACGCAGAACGACACCUACUCCAUGCUGGCUCUGGGCAACGUGUGGCUCCAGACUCUGCAUCAGCCCACCAGAGACCGGGAGAAGGAAAAGAGACACCAGGACCGAGCCCUGGCCAUAUACAAACAAGUCCUGCGAAACGAUGCCAAGAACCUCUACGCCGCCAACGGCAUCGGUGCCGUCCUUGCCCACAAGGGUUAUUACAGAGAGGCGCGUGAUGUGUUUGCACAAGUGAGGGAGGCCACAGCCGACAUCAGUGAUGUCUGGUUGAAUCUGGCUCACAUCUACGUGGAGCAGAAGCAGUACAUCAGCGCUGUGCAGAUGUAUGAGAACUGCCUGAAGAAAUUCUACAAAUAUCAGAACACCGAGGUGCUGCUGUACCUCGCAAGAGCCCUCUUCAAAUGUGGGAAACUCCAAGAGUGCAAGCAGAUGCUGCUGAAGGCGCGUCACGUGGCUCCCAGCGACACGGUGCUGAUGUUCAACGUGGCCCUGGUGCUGCAGAGGCUGGCCACGCUGGUGCUGAAAGAUGAGAAGAGCAACUUGAAGGCUGUGCUGAGUGCUGUCAAAGAGCUGGAGCUGGCUCACAGGUAUUUCAGCUACCUCAGCAAGGCUGGAGACAAGAUGAGGUUUGACCUUGCUCUUGCUGCGUCUGAGGCCAGGCAGUGCUCUGACCUGCUGAGUCAGGCCCAGUACCAUGUGGCCAGAGCCAGGAAGCAGGAUGAAGAGGAGAAGGAGCUCCGUGCCAAACAAGAACAGGAGAGGGACCUGCUGCGGCAACAGUUGCAAAAAGAACAGGAGGAAAAGCGGAACAGAGAGGCGGAGGAACAGAAGAAGCUCCUGGAGCAGAGAGCUUUGUACGUGGAGAAGACCAAGAACCUGCUCACCUUCGCAGAGGGAUCAAAGGAAAUGGCCAAAGAAAAGAAGAAGUCAGGAGGUGGCGGUGGCGGAGGAGGACGUCGUAAGAAAGGAGGCGACAUGGAUGAGUUUGUUAAUGACGACUCCGACGAGGACCUGCCGGUGAAGAAGAAGAAGAAGAGGAAGGGGGGCAGCGGCAGCGAGCAGGAGGAGGGCGAGGACGGAGAGAAGAAGAAAAAGAAGAGGAGGAGACCGACUAGAGACGAAGACAGCGAUGAUGAGGAUGGAGCAUCACGACCCAAGAAGCAGCGCAAACCCAAAGAGGGACGCAAAAAGAUCGAAAAGCCCCAGCCUGAGCGAAUGCCGCCGUCACUCAAAGGAAAGAUCAAGUCUAAGGCGAUCAUCUCCUCUUCUGAGUCCUCUUCAGACGAGGAUGGACUGAAAAUAGCUGAGGACAGACAUCAAAGAGACAGCGGUUCAGGGUCUGACGACGAGGGCGGCCACAGGAAGCGCAUUGCGUCCGACAGCGACUCCGAUGGCGGUCGGAACCGCUCGGCCAGCGAGGCGGGCAGCCCCCGGCGCUCCGGAGGCUCCGAGGACGACGAGUCGGGCAGCGACCGUCCGGUGAAGAAGAGGAGGGCGCAGCGGCAGUCCGACUCGGAGCAGUCGGACAACGAGAGCAAGAGGAGUCGGUCGGGAUCGGACGACGAGUCGAGGCCCGGCUCGCCCGUCGCGGCAUCAGAUCGAGGGUCUGACAGGGGAUCUGAACCAGGAUCGGACAACGAGGGCUCGCCACGCCGCUCCGCUUCAGAGCAGGAGGCCUCCAACAACGAGGACGACGACAGCGAUUAAACUGUCAAGUCACUCGCAAAGACUCACGUGAUACCAGGAAAACUCUUCACAUUUUUAUUUUCUAUGAAAGCAGGGAUUUCUGCCUGUUGUAUUAUUUCUAAUUAGUGUAGAAAAAUGUCUGUUUUGUGUGUGAGGGACGGGGGCGCAGCGUUACGGUUACGUCUGUUCACAGAUGCUGCGCUUUAGUUAAACGUAGAUGAAAUGAUUUGAAGUGAAGCAAUGAUGUAAAAAAAACCCAAAUUAUUUUGUAUCUCAGGUGGUCGGAGGAGACGACGACCAACAAACAGGAAGAUACUACAAUGAAUUGUCAAAUAAAAAAACAAAGAAUUGUGUAAGACUGUUAAAUGUGUUCUAGUAAUGUUGAGCCAACAGCUACGACUGCAUCACCUCUAAUAAGCUGGAAGUAAAAAGAAAUUAUAAGA
This is a messenger RNA of Stegastes partitus (bicolor damselfish), 4026 nucleotides long. It is a transcript of the gene ctr9, whose product is annotated as CTR9 homolog, Paf1/RNA polymerase II complex component. The transcript has 23 exons. The coding region runs from base 113 to 3604 and encodes 1163 amino acids. The record is from RefSeq and is a predicted model, not a curated record. Gene Ontology annotation, molecular function: RNA polymerase II complex binding. Lineage: Eukaryota; Metazoa; Chordata; Actinopteri; Pomacentridae. Gene Ontology annotation, cellular component: Cdc73/Paf1 complex. Gene Ontology annotation, biological process: regulation of DNA-templated transcription; transcription elongation by RNA polymerase II.